Hypomesus transpacificus is the source of this 4794-nucleotide messenger RNA. RefSeq names its product membrane-associated guanylate kinase, WW and PDZ domain-containing protein 3 (gene magixb). Gene Ontology annotation, molecular function: protein binding. NCBI's taxonomy places the organism in Eukaryota, Metazoa, Chordata, Actinopteri, Osmeriformes, Osmeridae. Gene Ontology annotation, biological process: signal transduction. The transcript has 17 exons. Bases 431 to 4777 code for a protein of 1448 amino acids. The record is from RefSeq and is a predicted model, not a curated record. Gene Ontology annotation, cellular component: cytoplasm.
AUAGCGCACCAACACGCGGCAGGUGUUUUGAAAGAGGCAACUUCACAGGGGGCGGUUCUUUUCCCUUACGUUCACUUCCUCCUUUCAUGCACCUUUCCAGACACUCAUUCGCCUUAUUUCUUUACAGCUUUUGUUACGAAGAACAAGGCAAUAGUCUAAUUAUUCUAAAUUCUGAAGUCUUGCACUGUCAUUGUGCAGCCACCCCAAGGUAUGACUAUUGCACUUGCGAACCGUCUAAACACAGCAUCUGCAGUUCAAUGACACUGCCAGUUAAAAUCAAUACUGUCGCCGCGGGUGCCUCCUUUCAAUGGGGUUCAGUGCCUAUAUUCAAUCUGUUUCAUUUUCUGUAAACAAAAAUGAUCGAUUCGAGAAGAUUCAAAUUAAGGACAAUACCGAGAUGAAAACAGGUAGGCUAUGAAGUUCAUUUACCAUGUCUAAGGCAGCGGUGAAGAAGCUGCACUGGCGCUCCAAGGUGCUGGAGACCUUCGUCCCUCUGCUGGGCUCCUCUGGGGACCUGGGUGUGGCCGUCGGAGGUGGGGCUGACUAUGGAGAGUUCCCAUUUGUCACCUCCGCUCCUGGGGGAGGGCUCACAGUUGGCAAUGUCAUCCUAGAGAUUGGAGGAACACCUGUGCUAGGAAUGACGCUGGGAGAUGUCCGUGGUGUCCUCAACUCCUGUGCCCAUCCUGUUCGCGUCAAGACUGUCUCCCCAGGCUCUACGCUGUGCCGGGAUCUCAGGUUGUAUUUGAGCAAGUGCUUCACUCCUGGCUCCAUGGACAGCCAGCUGCAGCAGGUGAUUCGGGAGAACCUCUACCUCCGAGCAGUUCCCUGCACAACCAGACCGCCAAGGGACGGGGAGAUCUCUGGGGUGGACUACAACUUUGUCUCCAUCGAGGAGUUCUUUGCCCUGGAGGAGUCAGGAGCUCUGCUGGAGAGCGGCAAGUUCAAAGGGAACUACUACGGCACCCCCCGGCCGGUGCACAUCGGCCCAGAGAGCCCCCCCAUCACCUACCAGGAGCACCGCAAUCUGCUCAGGAAGUUCCGCACGCGCAGCAAGUCCCUCAGCAACCUGGAGAAGGCUGCAGACGAGGGGGACGACAGCGAAGAGGACUGCGGCCUGGCAGGCAGGUGUCCCUCAGAUAGACUGCUGCGGGGCUCUGCGGGCAUCAGGGGUGCUCCUCCAGCCCCUCUAUCCUCCCCCAGGGGCUCCAGUGGGGGGGAUGGCUGUGCCAUGGAGAACGGAGGCAGCAGCAGCAGCAGGUUGCAGGCGGUGAUGUCCGAGAACUGGGAAGUGGCCUUCAGUGAAACAGGAGAGCCUUACUACGUAGAUCACCACUCAAAGACCACCAGCUGGCAGGAUCCUCGAGCCCAGAGGAGAGAGUCUGUGGACACAAACGAAUUGGCAGGGUUUACAGAGCAGCCGGCAGAGCUCAGGGGCUUCUCUGUCCACACGCGGCUCUCCAAGGGCUCCCGGGGCUUCGGCUUUAACAUCGUAGGGGGCAGCAGACCCAGGGAGUUCCUCCAGGUCUACAGCGUCACUCCAGAGGGGCCAUCUGCACUCAACACAGCUGACAUCCUGGUCUACAUCAACAACACGUGUGUGCUGGGCGUGUCUCAUAAAGAGGUGGUGGAGAUGCUCCAGUUGGUGCCUGUGGGCCACAAUGUGGACGUGGUGGUGAGGAGGGGCUACCCCAUGCUGUACAACCCUGACGGCUGUCCCAAGCAGCCCCCUCCAAGGCUACCGGACAGCAGGGACCCCCUGCUGCCCCCCACAACCACACAGCCCCAGCCUCUGCACCAGCGCCUGCCUGCCCUCCUCCCCGCGCCGUCCCCCUACACCUCUGCUCAGCACCUUAACCUCAACGGGGUCUACCAAGGGGGCUACCUGGGCUUAGGAGUGGGGUCGGGCUUGGAUGCCAAUGGAAAUGCCCCCCUCCUAGCCCCCCGACUGCCCGCUCCCUCCUCCAGGCGCUCCAGUGCCAGCUUGGCCCCCUCCACUGCGCCCUCCCGCCCACCCCGCUCCCUGCGGGGCCUUCCCAGGCUGCAGCCCCUCGACAAUUCCCUGGGUUGCCAGAGUGACAGUGAAGUGGUCUCCGCCCUGGGCUCACACAGGGCAUCAAUGAUUCGCAACCAUAACAACAAUACCCUGUCAGCGCCCCAUCAUGCCCAGCGUUACGGUAACUGCAAGUCCUCGGAGAGUGACCUGUCCACCUGCACCCUCCCCGUGUCACGGCUGCCCGUCCCCCAGUCCCCCCAGAGACCCUCCUCCUCACCCAGGGGGCCUAGGGGGGCUUACUCCCGCCUCAUCAGACCCCAGACCUCCCUCCUCAGACCCCCUCCCACCCCUGACAGCCCACAAAACUCCUUCAAUGGCUACCAUGGCAACACCAGUGGCAGUGCCAGCCCCAGCAGCAUGUCAUCUCCGGGAGCAAUGAGUUUGGGUAGUGGGGGAGGGGGUGGGGGUGGAGGGGAGUUGGUGCCCGUCGCCUUGGCCCAGAAUGAGGGGGGCAGGGGGCUGGGCUUUGGUGUGACCGCAGGGGGCCAAGGUGGCCAGCUGGCUGUGGUCAAGAGGGUGUGGGACAGGAGGCAAUGCUCCUCCCUACAGCCCGGAGACGUCAUUGUCAAAAUCAAUGGAGCUGACAUCCAGAGUCUCAGCUUUGCACAGGUUCAAAAGGUCCUUCAGGAACACACCAAACUAGGAGAGGUGGUCUUAUUGGUUUACAGAGGGGGCACCUACCAUCCUUCCAUCUCCCCCAACUCCAUAAGAAGACUGCCCCCACCUCUCCUCCGUCCCCCACCUCCCCCUGCUGCCUCCGACAACCCCUCCCCACCAGCACGCACCCAGCCCCUGUCACGGACCUCCGUCACCUCUGCCUCCUCUGCGACCCCACCUCCCCAUGCCCCCGGCCACACCCCUAGACGGGGGCACUCCUCCCUGGUCCAGAGCACCAGCUUCCUGGAGUCUGUGCCCGUCACCCUCACCAUGGAGCCCAGAGACUGGCAGAGUGUGGGUCUGGAGGAUGAGGUCGAGAGAGGGACAGCGCCCCCUGCGGCAGGACAGGAGGGAGUGGGACGGGCGCGCUUGCCCAAGGGAUUUGAGGUGGAGUUGAAGAGGAAAGCGGGAGAGGGCUUUGGAUUUGUCAUCGCUUCACAGGAUGUGGAGAACGGCAAGGCCACUUCUCUACUCCCUCACCGGUUUGUGACGGUGCGUCGAGGCAGCCCGGCUGCCCGGAGUGGUCAAAUCCGCCCGGGUGACCGGUUAGAGGCGGUGGGGGGACGGUCGGUGCUUAACCUGCCCCACCGGGAGCUUGCCCACAUCCUGCGGCGAGCUGGAAACACUCUGCGCCUCACCAUCGUCCCCCGGCCCAGCACCUACUCCUCUAGCCUAUCAGAGUCCACAGACUACGACCCUAAUCACAGAAUCAGGAAAGGUCAUAGGUCUCGGCCCAAGCAUGACUCUAGGUAUUACAGCGUUGACCUGGACCGUGGCCCAACAGGCUUUGGCUUCAGUCUAAGAGGGGGAAGUGAGUACAACAUGGGCCUGUAUGUGCUGGGACUGAUGGAGGGAGGACCUGCCUCACGGAGCCAUAAAAUACAGGUGAGUGACCAGCUGGUGGAGAUCAAUGGGGACAGUACGGUGGGGAUGACCCACAGCCAGGCGGUGGAGCAGAUACGCAGGGGGGGGCACCGCAUCCACCUGGUCCUCAAGAAGGGCAACGGUUACGUCCCUGACUACGGCCGUGAGCGCAGAGUCACCUCCCCUCCCCGCCCACAGCCCCCCCAGGAGCAGGGUCUGGCUGCAGUAGGCCCCACCCACAGAAGGAGCCACCAAGCCAAGACCAAGAGAAGAGGGCGGUCUUCACAGGGGCAAGGGAAGAGGAGAGAGGGGGGCUCAAGAAGGAGGGGGGGGCGGCGGGAUUCAGGGAAAGAGGCGGGGUCACGAAGAGAGAGCCCGACCUCCGAGUCAGAGGAGGAGAAUGUCAGCAGAGGACAGAGGGCCGAGAGGACGAGGGACAAAGUACGCUCUCAGAGUUUACCUAGAGAGGCCCUCAGAAACCUCCGCAAGGAGGACACAGAACAGGAAGCAGAUGAGGAGGAGGAGGAGGAGGAGGAGAGAGGGAGGAAGGAGAGCAGAAAGACAGACAGGAAAAGGAAAAGCAAAAGUGAAGACAGAGUUGGUAAGAUUGAGUCCGAAAAGAAAAGAGAGGAUGAGGAGGAUGAGGUGGAGGAGGUGAUGGAAAAGGAGCAACCUGAUGCCAUUUUACCCAUCCCUUUCCAAAGACUGCCCAAACCCAAACUAGACUGGGAGGAAAGGAAGGAGGAUUUGAAUGAGGAACAGAGUGAAUGGGAGACGAGAAGAGAGAGGUUAUGGGAGUAUGAAAUGAUGAGAGGGAGUGAUGGUGAAAGGGGAGAGGAGAGAGCGAUGGACAGGGAUCGACUGAGGAGAGAGGAAGACGAGACGAGCGAGUGGGAGGAGAGGUCCCAGCCUGGUCUGGUCUCCCGUGGUCCGGUCUCUCCUGGUCCUGUGUUGAGUCCUAGGCCACAAAGAGACCACUUAUCAUUCCUCACGUCCACACAGCUGGAGAGCGCCGAGUCGGAGUCUGGAGACAGCCUCUCCGAUGGCAGCGUGUCUGCUGCCAGUGUGUCGGGCCUCUCCCUGGCCCCGGCUGGGGGGGCCAGGCUGCUCCCUGGUCCCUGGCUCCCUCCCAGCUCCCCCAGCAUGGCCCAGCUCAGACAGGAGAGGAGGCUGGCUGGCGGAGGAAGAGGAGCUGUUUCGUGACUCAGUGUCUCAGAAGC